CCCCGCCGCAGCUCUUCUGCUCCGUCCGGCGUCCCUCACCCUCUGCUGACCGUGACCACCAACGUCCACUGACCGUGACCACCGGCGUCCGCUCCAGUUCCAGCCGAGCGUCCCUUCCACUUCCGAUUUUCAGUUCCAGCCAAACAUAUUCAAAGCAGCGAUUUGACGUUUCCUCAACCCAGCCUCAACCAUUUCAGAUUUUCAGAUUUGUGCUAUUUCGAUAGACGAGACCUAUUUCGUUCAACUUUCAAGAUUUUAAAGUUCAAGCCGGUGUCAGUAAAAAUUUCCUUUCGUUCUCUUGUUUAACCGUUUGAUAUUUUUGAAAAUUAUGCUUGAAAUUAGUAUGUUUGUGAAUGCUUGAAAAUUAUGCUUGACAUUAGUAUGUUUGGCCGGUAAAAAUUUCCGGCGACAGAAGCAAAACCAACUACCCUACUUCUACGAUUCUACUCAUACAGAUUUGUCUCUACUAAGAGAGUCGAGACAUACGAUGGUAUUCAAACCAUAGAAAAGGGAUGUCUUAUAAAGUACUGCAGAAGUUGAGGUAUUGGGAUCCAAGGUUCUCUUCUCCUUAUGUCCUCAAAUACUUCCUUAGGAACUUUUCUCUAUGGUCAAUGAAGAAAGAUCCAGACCUUGAAUCAGCUCUAUCUCGUAAUCGUCGAUGGAUUGCCAAUAACCAAAUCAAGAAUAUUAUCCUUCGUUGUCCUGAUCAGGCAACACCUGUAAAAUUUCUCCAAAAGAAGUUCAAAACCCUCGACCUUCAAGGAAAAGCCCUUAAUUGGCUGAAAAAGUAUCCUUGCUGCUUUGAAGUUUAUCUCCACAAUGAUGAGCGCUACUUUCGGCUAACAAAGAGGAUGAUGGCUUUGGUUGAAGAGGAAGAAGCUGUCAAAGAUAUGCAGGAGCCUGUUGUUGUCAAACGGUUGGCAAAGUUGCUGAUGAUGGCUUCAAAUCAGAGACUAAAUGUCGUAAAACUCGGUGAAUUAAAGCAGAAUUUUGGGCUCUCGGAUGACUACUUGAUAAGAAUUGUACCCAAAUAUUCAGAUAUGUUUCGAAUUGUAAACUAUACUGGGAAAAAGAAUUCAAUGGAAAUAGAAUUGAUCUCUUGGAAACCCGAGCUAGCAAUUUCCAACAUAGAAUCUUCAGCUUGCAAGCAUGGGGUUGAGCCAGCUUUCUCUUGCUCACUGCCAACAACUUGGGUAAAUUCAUGGGAAAAGUUCCAUGAAUUUAAUGCUUCUCCAUAUGUGUCACCAUACGAAAAUCCUGCAGGCUUGGUGCAAGGUACAAAAGAGAUGGAAAAAAGAAUAGUGGGAUUGAUUCAUGAGAUAUUGUCAUUGACAUUAUGGAAGAAAGCAUCAAUUAUAAAGCUUGGACAUUUCAGCAGGGAAUUUGGUCUGCCAUUGAAGUUGAAUGCAUUGCUGCUUAAGCACCCUGGCAUAUUCUAUGUCUCAAACAAGUAUCAGAUUUACACUGUUGUUCUUAGAGAAGGGUAUAAUGGAUCAAAAUUAAUUGAGAAAGAUCCACUAGUGGUUGUAAAAGAGAAGUUUGGAGAAUUGAUGCAGGAAGGACUUCAUGAAUAUAACAAGCGACAUCAUUUGAUGAAUUUAGAAAAGAAGAGAAUGAAGGGAAUGCUUUUGGGUAGAUCAGAAAAGAACAAGAGGAAAGAUUUUGAACCAGAUGAUCCUGAUGGUCAAGGAAACAAUCUAGGAGGUUUACUUGAGCCAGAGGAAAGGAAAAGAUUCUACCAGUCUCUCUUUGAUGAUGGUCUUGCAUAACUUGUAGGUGCUCGCUAGAACUUCAUAUGGUUCUAAACAUUCAACCGUUUGGUAAUUAUUUGGUUUUUUAUUUUUGUUUUUGAAAAUUAAGCCUAGACAUUACUUCCA
This is a messenger RNA of Benincasa hispida (wax gourd), 1877 nucleotides long. Lineage: Eukaryota; Viridiplantae; Streptophyta; Magnoliopsida; Cucurbitales; Cucurbitaceae. The record is from RefSeq and is a predicted model, not a curated record.